AUGGCGUCCAAGCAGAUGCUCGUCGCCGUAUUCGCCGCGGCCGCCCUCGCCGUGGCCUUCCUCCCGGGGCUCGCCGUCGCCACGGAGCACAUGGUCGGCGACGACAAGGGCUGGACCCUCAACUUCAACUACACGGCCUGGGCCGAGACCAAGCAGUUCGUUGCCGGCGACACGCUAGUGUUCAAGUACAACAGCCCCGCCCACAAUCUGGUGGAGGUGGGCGGGCCGGACUUCCUCUCGUGCACCAAGCCGGCCAACGCCGUCGUCUUGACCACCGGCGAGGACCGGGUCACGCUCGACAAGGCCGGACGCAAGUGGUUCUUCUGCGCCGUCAGCCAGCACUGCCAGAACGGCAUGAAGCUCAAGAUCACCAUCCUCGAGACCGCUCCGCCGACUCCCCAGCCAGCCCCGACCAACCCUGCUGGCAAGCUGCAGGUGCGGUUCGGUGAGGCAGCGGCCGCGGUCACUGCGCUCGCCAUGGCCGUGCUCGUGCUCUAG
This is a messenger RNA of Triticum aestivum (bread wheat), 498 nucleotides long. RefSeq names its product blue copper protein 1a-like. Gene Ontology annotation, cellular component: plasma membrane. The transcript is spliced from 2 exons. Bases 1 to 498 code for a protein of 165 amino acids. The record is from RefSeq and is a predicted model, not a curated record. Gene Ontology annotation, molecular function: electron transfer activity. Lineage: Eukaryota; Viridiplantae; Streptophyta; Magnoliopsida; Poales; Poaceae.